This is a messenger RNA of Hipposideros armiger (great roundleaf bat), 1197 nucleotides long. RefSeq names its product translocase of inner mitochondrial membrane domain containing 1 (gene TIMMDC1). Gene Ontology annotation, cellular component: mitochondrion. The record is from RefSeq and is a predicted model, not a curated record. The transcript is spliced from 8 exons. Bases 109 to 966 code for a protein of 285 amino acids. Lineage: Eukaryota; Metazoa; Chordata; Mammalia; Chiroptera; Hipposideridae. Gene Ontology annotation, biological process: mitochondrial respiratory chain complex I assembly.
UCUGGUUGGGGUGGGACUUCCUGUCUCGUGUAUCCAAGGACCUUCAAAGUGAGGCCGGGUACUGAAGGCAGAGGUACUAGACCUGUGGCCACGGGUUCCGAGAGGGCCAUGGAGGUGCGGCCGCCGGCGCCACGGCGCUUCCUCUGCAGGGCGCUGGGUCUUUUCCCUCGGGUCUUCGCUGCCGAAGUUGUGGCCGCCGAUUCGAAGGUCCUUGUGAAGGACCAGAAGCUGCCUUCUUACGUCCCAGAACCCCAGAACCUUGAAUCCGGAUGGGACCGCCUACGGGAGCUGUUUGUCAAAGAUGAACAGCAGAGAACUUCAGAGGAACUGGAGAAUAUUUAUAGGGCAUUUAUUUCAGCAGGCAUCAUUGGCUGGGCAUAUGGGGGAAUACCAGCUUUUAUUCAUGCUAAGCAGCGCUACAUUGAGCAGAGCCAAGCAGAAAUUUAUCAUAACCGCUUUGAUGCUGUGCAAUCUGCACAUCGUGCUGCCAUGCGAGGCUUCAUCCGGUAUGGCUGGCGCUGGAGCUGGAGAACUGCUGUGUUUGUGACUAUAUUCAACACAGUGAACACGGGUCUAAAUGUGUACCGAAAUAAAAAUGCCCUAAGCCAUUUUGUCAUUGCAGGAGCUGUCACAGGAAGUCUUUUUAGGAUAAACUUAGGCCUGCAUGGCCUGGUGGCUGGUGGCAUAGUUGGAGCCUUGCUAGGCACUCCUGUAGGAAGCAUGUUGAUGGCACUUCAGAGGUACUAUGGUGAGACCGUUCAGGAGAGAAAACAGAAGGAUCGAAAAGCACUCGAGGAGCUGAAACUGGAAGAAUGGAAAGCCAGACUACAAUUUACUGAGCUGCUUCCUGAAGAAAUUGAAAGUAGCCUACAGAAAAAUCGAUCCACGGAUGAUGCUAAGAAAAUUGAAGCACUACUAAAUCUUCCUAGAAACCCCUCAUCAACAGAUAAGCAAGACAAGAACUGAAAAUGUUCUGGACUUGAAACUCAUUGGAGAAUUGAAGCGGGGCUAUGUUGCCAUGUCUAUUGAAUGCCCCAGUAGCCAGGCUGCUCCUUGGUUAGCCUGCUGACAGUUGUAAGCACUGGCACCUGUAGUGGCAGUGACUUGCUAGCAUCCUUUUUUUAAACCAAGAAUUGGGCCAUUGUACUCUCACUUUACUUAUUUUUAAAUUUAAAUACAUACUUAUAUCUAUAUUGA